Molecule: messenger RNA, 1518 nt
Organism: Dermatophagoides pteronyssinus (European house dust mite)
Lineage: Eukaryota; Metazoa; Arthropoda; Arachnida; Sarcoptiformes; Pyroglyphidae
Gene: DPCoAC
Product: dephosphocoenzyme A carrier
Biological process (GO): transmembrane transport
Cellular component (GO): mitochondrial inner membrane
Source: RefSeq, a predicted model, not a curated record
UAUUUACCGAUUGUUUGUGUUUUUUCUGCAAUAUCAUUUUGUUUGUUUGUUUCAAAUUUUUUGUUUUUUGUUUUUUUAAUUACAUUAGAUUUUCUUUUCUUUCUGUUUAUCAACUUUUUUUAUAUCAUCAUUUUGGCCAAUCACCAUUUGAUGAUCGAUCGAUCGAUCAGACCAUCGAAGAACAAAAUCCAAUAAUCAGUUAACAACGACAAAGGCGACGGCAACGGCGGUGGUGAUAAUGAUGAUGAUCUUUGUUACUUGAGAUCGGUGAUUGCCUUUAUUUCAAAGUUUUUUAUUUUUGUUCAAAAAUCGAAUUUCAACACAUUCAAGCAAAAUAUUGUUUGUUGCGAAUAUUGUUACUGUUCGAAACGAAUGUAAUUUCGCAAAGUCUUUUUUAAUUCGUUCGAACGAAGAAAGAAACAACCAAAAUUUUCCAAUUGGUCAAUCAAAAAAUUCACAAGAUUCUGAUAAUCAUAAUCCAAAGAAUUCAAUGACCGUAAGGUCCGAUAAAAAAAUCACCCAUAGCGAAAGAGUAAUCACGUCUCUAAUAGCCGGUGCAAUAGCUGGCGCAAUGGCCAAAACGGCCAUUGCGCCAUUAGAUCGUACGAAAAUUUAUUUUCAAACACAGAAUAAAGCAUUUACAUUUCCAGCUGUAUUGGAAUUUUUAUUAAAAUCAUAUCGUGAAUCUGGUAUAACAAAUUUAUGGCGUGGUAAUUCAGCUACAAUGGCACGUGUUAUACCAUAUGCAGCCAUACAAUAUUCAAGUCAUGAACAAUUUAAACAUUUAUUACAAGUGGAAACUAAUGAUCAAAAGAGAGCUCAUCCACAUCGUUCAUUUCUCGCCGGUUCUAUGGCAGGUUUUAUAUCGACUGCAUCUACCUAUCCAUUGGAUGUAGCACGUGCACGUAUGGCUGUUUGUAGCAUGUAUCCAAGUCUUUCACAAGUGUUCAUUCGAUCUAUCAAACAAGAUGGAUUUCUUUCACUAUAUCGUGGUUUUACACCAACAUUAUGUGGUGUAAUACCAUAUGCUGGUUUUAGUUUUUUUACAUAUGAAACUCUUAAAAGAUUACAUUUUGAUUAUUAUGGCAAUAAUGAUAUUCAUCCAUUAUUUCGUAUGUUAUUCGGUGCAAUGGCUGGUUUAUUUGGUCAAUCAGCAUCAUAUCCAUUAGAUAUUGUAAGAAGACGAAUGCAAACACAACAAGGUUAUAGUGAACUUGGUAUAAUUGGUACAAUGAAAAAAGUAAUCACCGAAGAAGGUUUUGUACAUGGUUUAUAUAAAGGUCUUUCAUUAAAUUGGGUUAAAGGACCAAUUGCAGUUGGAAUUAGUUUUACAUCAUUCGAUAUGAUACAUAAAUUUUUAUUGACUGUUUAUAUUGAUGACAUUAGAUCAACAUCAUCAACCGAAGUAUCAAGUCGCGUAUGAAGACCAUAAGAUGACCAUCAAUGAAAAAAAAGCACCCUUAAUAUUCUUUACAGAUGUAAAACUAGUCAAUAUAUACAAAAAAUUCCUCGUAUGAU